Plasmodium reichenowi is the source of this 7194-nucleotide messenger RNA. RefSeq lists its product as hypothetical. The record is from RefSeq and is a predicted model, not a curated record. Gene Ontology annotation, molecular function: DNA binding. The transcript is spliced from 3 exons. Bases 1 to 7194 code for a protein of 2397 amino acids. NCBI's taxonomy places the organism in Eukaryota, Apicomplexa, Aconoidasida, Haemosporida, Plasmodiidae.
AUGGAAAAAGAUGAAUUUUAUGAAAAAUAUAAGGAAUAUUAUGGAGAUGAUAUUAGUGAUAUUCCUUUAAUGGUUCCUGGUCGAAAUAUUGGAUUGCAUGAUUUAUAUUUGAGUGUAUUAAAACAUGGUGGAUAUUCUUGUGUUAGCAGGAAUGCUAAAUGGUUAAAAAUUGCUAAAGAAUUUAAUUUAAUAAAUAAAGAAAAGAAUAUAAAAAUAAUUGAGACAAAAAGUAUCAAGGAAUAUUACUUGAACUAUUUAAGAGAAUUUGAAAGAAUUCACGAUAAUUUAAAAAAAGGAAAGGUUGUAACCAAACGUUAUAGAAAUUGCAAAAGCAAUAAUAGCAUAGAAGUAAAGGAUAAGAAGAAAAAAGGAACCACUAAUAAAAAGAAAAAGGAAAAGGGAAAUGAAAAUUUGAAUGGUAUUGUAGUAAAUAAUUUGGAUGGAGCUCUGAAAAAUAAUUUGAAUGGUAUUGUGGAAAAUAAUAUAUGUGGUGCUCUAGCUAGUAAUUUGGAUGGUGCUCUGACAAAUAAUUUGAAUGGUGCUCUGACAAAUAAUUUGAAUGGUGCUCUGACAAAUAAUUUGAGUGGUACUGUGGCAAAUAAUUUGAAUGGUUCCCUAACAAAUAAUUUGAACGGUACUCUGACAAAUAAUUUGAACGGUGCUCUGACAAAUAAUUUGAGUGGUACUGUGGCAUAUAAUUUAUAUGGUUCUUUUCCUAACAAUGUAGGAAAUAAUUUUACAAAUAACUUGAGUGUUUGUUUACCUAACAAUAUGAUAAAAACACAGGAAUUAAUAAAUAACAACUCUUGUCCAAAUAAUUUUUAUAAUAAUGUGAAUGAUGGUACUUAUAGGAGGAACGCAUUAUCUCUGAAUAUGGAUACUAUGCAUAAUAUGAAUAAUAUGAAUAUAUGUAGAAAUGAAAAUAAUAACGAGAUACCGAUAAAUAGUGAUUAUAAUAUAUAUAACAAUAUAUAUAAUAAUAUACAUAAUAGUGCACGUAGUAAUGUUCAUAAUAACAUACAAAACAAUAUACAUAAUAAUAUAUAUAAUAGUAUACCUAAUAAUAUACAUAAUUGUAUAAAUAAUAAUGUACAUAACAAUUUAUAUAAUAAUAAUAAUAAUUAUUAUUAUUAUCUUCCUAACAUGGUAUAUAAUGGGAAGACGCUUGAAAAUAAUAAUAAUAUGAAUGAUAAUAUUAUUCCUUAUAGUGUUAACAUGACCUACAUGAAUAAUCUUCCUUAUAUGACUAAUCCUAGUAUUUAUACGUAUAAGGAAUAUAUAAAUAACAAUAUAUAUACAAAUAAAGAAUGGGAAGAUAAUAAUAUUUAUGUUAAUAAAACAUAUAUGAAUAAUAAUAAUAAUAAUAACAAUAAUAAUAAUAAUAAUAGUGUUAAUAGUAGUAGGUAUAAUGUAAGGUAUGGCGAAUAUUGUCCUUAUUUAUAUAAUAACAAAUUAAUCCCUCUUGCUCCUUCUAAUUUUGCUAGAAUGAAUAUUAAGAACAGUUUAAAUAAUGACAUGUCAAAAUACUUUAAGCAAACAAAUAUGGGAAUGAUGAACGAUGGGAAUGGGAAUGGAUAUGGAAAUGUGUUAUAUGAUAAUACUUAUAUGAAUUAUUAUAAUAAUAUGUAUAUGGGAUAUAAUAAUUAUUAUAAUAAUAAAUAUAUGGGAUAUAAUAAUAAUAUGGUGAGAGAUAAUUUAAAGACGAACAAGAUGAAUGAUUAUAAAAAGGUUAUACGAAAACUUAACGAAAAUAAAUGUAUAGAUAUAUAUAGGAUACUAUUAUCUAUUCAUAGAAGAAAAGAAAAAGUUGCUGAUUUUAUUUUUUGUUUAAAUUUGUUUUAUUCUAUAUCAAUGAUGAAGGAUAUAAUAUCACUAAAACAAAUAAACAUAAUCAUAUGUUUACUUAUAGUUACGUUAGAAGACAUAUUAAAAAUUUUUUAUCAUAAUUUUAAUUUUAAAAAGAGAUCACUUAACAUUAUGAUUGAAUCUUUUUCCGAAUAUUUAUUAGAUAAUGAGGAAGUACAAAUAUUGGAAUUUUUCAAGAAAUUAAAUAAUGAAAAUGUUGUGAGUGAUAAGGAUAACUAUAUAUUGUCUAGAUUUAACAAAAUGAUUGAUGAAAGGAUUAAGGAUGUGCUUAAGCAAAAAAAACGGAAAAACAUCUAUGAGCAGGAAAUGAUAAAAGAUUUCAUUAUUGAUAAUGAAAAACCUUUAGAUGAAAAUGGUAAGAAUCGUGUAGAUAUAAUAAAACGUUUAUCCCAUGAAGAAAUAAAUAUUAUGGAUAUUUUUAGGUUGUAUUCAUUUUAUGAUUACUAUCGUAAAUAUAAGAAAAGAAAAGUAAAAAAAAUAAAAAAUAAGGAUACGAGCAGAUAUAGAAAGGGAAGUAAUAAUAUGAUAAGCAACAAAAUGAAGAAAAUACACAUAUUGAGUGAAGAUGAUAAUAUGGGGAAUAUUAAUGUAAAUAAAAGAAAAGGUCAUAAUAUGGAUAAUAAUAAAAAUAUAGCUUCUCAGAGUUGUGAUUGUAAUUCUAAUGGAUAUAGUAGUUUAAACAGUUCUGAUAUAGAACAUUUAUUUAGUAAGAAAAAAAAGAAAAGAUGUAGUUUUAAUAUAUAUAAAGAUAAGAAAGAGAAAAAAGAAUAUUUAGCACAGAAAAGUUGUUUUGAAUUUGUAUAUCUUAUUUUAUACAUUUUGAAUAACUUAUUUUUAAUUGAUGAAUAUAAUUUAUAUUUUUCAAAUAUAAAAAUAUAUUAUAAAAAGGAUAAAUAUCAAAAGAUGAAGAAUAUAAAUAAUAAUAAGUCAAGUUGUAAUAUGGUAAGGAAUGAUAAUAUUAUAAAGAAUAAAGAACAAAUUCAAAAGGAUAACAAUGAAAAGAAAAAUGAGAAUAUAACUAAUGAUACUAUUAUGUGCAAUAAGAGAAAAAUAUUCAAACAUAAUGAUAAAGUUGAUGAUGAUUAUUAUUAUAAUAGAGAUGAUAAUAUUAAGAGAUCUAAUUAUGGCUUUAAUAAUUGUAUAGAUACAACAUAUUGUAAUAAUGAUAUAUUUAUAAGAAAAAGAGAUUGUCAAAAGAAUAAUAUUAUUGCAGAUGAUGAUAUUUCUUGUAAUUAUAUUUCAGACAAUUUCGUAUCCUCUUCAUCAUGUUCUUCUUCAUCUAUUAAUAGCAUGUACAGUUAUAGAAAGGCAAAGGGAAGUAAUAAAAAAAUGAAUAGAGGAAUAACAAGAUCUUAUGCAAAAAUAUUAAAUGACAAAAAAACCAAGAAUGUAGAAAAUAUAGAAUGUACAAGAAAAGCAGGAAAUGAUAACCAAGAAAAUAAUAAUUUUUUGUUUUCCAAGGAAGGUAGAAUAUCAAAUACAAGAGAUGCUAUUAAAAAUGAAGAAAAGCAUAGUAAGAAACCUUUUAACAUUUUACAGAAGAAGAGGGGACACAUGAACAUAUGGUGUGAACAAAAUAAUAAUAUUAUGGGAAAAAAGAAGAAACCAAAACAUAUGAUAAUGAGUGAUAAAUUUUAUUCAAAUUAUAAUGAUUCAUCAGCUUUUGUUGAUUGGUUUAAGAGUGGUACACUUAUAAAAGAUAGUAUUUCAACGAUUGGUGAUACAAAAAUGGAUGUACAUAAACUUAAUUAUAUUGCUAUAAAUAAUAAAAUAAAUAAAAAUAAUAAUAUAAAUGAGGGUGUGCCAUCUUAUUAUUUAGAAUAUAAUUUGGAUAAAUUAUAUGGGAAAUAUUGGAAAAAGGGUGGUAAAAAAAAUUAUACUUUUUCAUUAUUGGAAUAUGAAAAAAUAAGUAAUGAUUCACGUGGAAUAUAUAUAGAUCAUAAUAGAAAAGAAAAAAAUGAUAAGGGUGUUAAUAAUGAUUUUACAAAUUGUCGUAGGAAUUUUACGUACCCAUUAAUUAAUGGAACGUUUGAUGAUAUAAGCAUAAAGUGUUAUAGAAAAAAUAAUAUAACUGAACUUUAUAAUACAUGUGAUAAUAUUAAAAAGAAACAAAAUAUUAAUCAUCUUAUGAAUAAAACAUUUGGAAAUGACACAAAUGAAAAUGUUUACAGUUCAUUUUUUAAUACUACUAAUUUUAAUACGCCAAAUAAUAACACUACGAAUUAUGAUAAUAUUGGUUAUAACUAUAUUGUUACUAAUUAUAACACACCACAUGUUUGUAAUAAUAAUCCUGUGUGGAAUCAGAAUGGGGAUUAUUCGGAACUUUGUACUAUUGAAAAGCACUUAAAUAAUACAAAUUUGAGAUGUGAAAUGAAUGGUAUUAACUAUAUUGAUGAUGUGAAUAAUAUGAACUAUGUGGAUGAUGUGAAUAAUAUGAACUAUGUGGAUGAUGUGAAUAAUAUGAACUAUGUGAAUGACAUGGGUUACAUGAACAAUAUGGACAAUAUGGACAAUAUGGACAAUAUGGACAAUAUGAAUAGUAUGAAUAGUAUGAAUAAUAUGAAUUGUAUGAAUAGUAUGAAUAGUAUGAAUCAUAUGAAUUGUAUGAAUAGUAUGAAUAAUAUGAAUAGUAUAAAUAAUGUGAACAAUAUGUAUGAUAUGAAUAACAAUUUGUAUGUCCUUAAUAAUUAUUAUGAUGAUAUGAAUUAUUACAAUAUUCCAAUGAAUAGUUAUAACGAAUGUUACAAAAAUGAAACGUUUUUUCCUAUAUGUCAUAAUAAUAAUUGUUACUAUAAUAAUUUGGAUAAUAUAAAUGAUAAGACAAAUGAUCAAAUAUUAAAUGAUGAAAUUAUAUUAAAUAAUAAUUAUUCUACUGGAGAUAAUUUGUUUUGUUAUAAUUGUUGUGAUGGAAUAUCAAAUAAAGCGUCUAGUAUCCAAUGGGACCAUAAAAAUAAUAUUAUAAAAAAUAAGAAAGAAGGAAUUGAUUUUACGGAUGAAAAUGUUUUAAAAGAUCAUAAUAAUAAAAAUUGUGAAACAAAUAAUAAAGAAGAAGUUAGGAAGUUUUACAGAGAUCUUAAAAAUGAAAUGUAUGAAGAUAUGAAAAAGAUUUUCCAUCGAAAUAAAAUUAAAAAAAAUCAAUACAAAUUAAUGCAUUAUUUAGAUAUAAGUAAGUUCAUAAGUAUCUUUGAAAUUAUCCUUUUAAAAAAUUUGGAAAAUAUUUUAUAUUACGAAAAAGUUGUUGAAAAUAUUUAUAUGAAUAUGUUCAUAUGUAUUGAUAUAUUAAAUAACGAGUUUGAUAAAAAUAUUUCUCUAAAGUAUAUAUUUUUUCCUAUCUGCUUUUUUGGAUAUGAAAAGAAGCUGAAAGUUGUUGUACAUAUGAAUGAGAAAAAUAAGGUCUUCGUAAAAUCCAAAUAUUUAAAUGGGGAGAGCACUAAGUUGGGUACUUCAAAGAUUAAAAAUCAAAGGAGACAUAAAAGAAUAAGUGAUGAUAAAAAUGAGUAUUUGAUUUGUAUGGAAGAGAAAUAUGGUACACAUAAUAAAGGCACUAAUCGUUUAUGUACAAGUACUAAUAAAACAAAGGACCUCUUAUUAAAAGACGACGUUUUUAAAGAGAAUGAGAAGGUCGAUCAAAAUCAUAAUAAUAGUAAUAAUAAUAUAGACACAUCUAUGAAAGAUAAAAAUAAGGAUAAUAAAAUAUUUACUAGAAAAAAAUAUGAUUAUACAAUAAAUGAACAUAAUAAUAAAUUUUAUAAUUGUGAAAAUGCUAAAGAAUUAAAUAAAAAUAAGAUAUACAGAAAAAAAAUAAACGGAAAUGAAUAUAAAGAUAUGAUGAAAACUUUGUUUUUAAAAAUUUUCAAAAAGAAUAAUGAUAAAUAUAAUAUAUAUAAAAGGAUUGAUUAUAAAUAUUUAAAGAAAAAUUAUCAUUAUAAUAUGAAUGUUGGUCAUACAUUUUGUAAAGAAAAAUAUAAAUAUAAAAAGAGCAUAAUAUUAUAUUUACAUGAAAUAACAAAAAAAACCCUCUUGAAAGUAUAUAAACGUGUUAAUAUUUGUUUAAAUAUAGCUACAUUAUCUUUAAAUAUAUUAGCACACAUUUUAUAUUUAAUACCUAAGAAAAUGUUUAUGGCAUCGUUUAUACCUUCUAUAUUAAAUAAAAUAAUAAAUGUAAAAUGUCUAUAUACAUAUUUAAAUGUACCUUUAUGUAUAUUAAAUUAUAAUGGUUUUCUAUUUUUAGAAACUAUGAUGAAAUUUAUUAUCCAAAUGGUUGUAAAUAAUACCAUUCCUUUGCACUCGUAUAUGUUUUCAUAUUUACGUUUAUGUACUGUUCCGUUAUAUAUAUAUUUAUAUUUUGACAUUCCUUUAUCUCACACGUUGAUUUUAACAUCUUUAUCUUCCCUUUAUCAUUUAAUAACUUAUGACCCUCACUUUUUAGCAACAGGAAUGUUAAGGAAAAGGCAACCCUCACAAAAUUCAUUUAGGUUUAACAAAAAAGGAUAUGAAAAUAUUUAUGGAAAGAAAAAACCACAAAAUAAUAAAAAGGGAAAUGUUUGUAAUAAUAUUAGAGAUUUUGUGACUUUUAAAAGAAAGGCAGCAAAGAAUUAUUACAGAAUAAAUAAAUUAAGUGUGGAAAGAAAAGAACUUUUAGAUAAUACGUUUUUAAUAACUAUUAUAUUAUUUUUAAAAAAAUCUAUAUAUUUUAAAAGCAUAUUUAAUUGUGGUAAUAUAAAUGAGAAAGAAGAGUUAAUAGCAGACAGUAAAAAAGUAAAGAUGAUAUUAAAAAAAUGGAACUUGUCAAAUCUAAAGGAAGAAAAUGAAAAAGAGAAAUCAGAACAAAAAAGUGAUGAGAAUCAAUUAAUUAAUGAAAAGGAUAAAUUAUAUUUUUCUAAUAUAGAAAAUAAAGUUUUUUAUUUACAUGAUAAUUUACUUUUAUAUGCAUUAGAUAAUUUAACAAUAUCAAAUAAUGCUAAAGAUAGGAAAAUGUGUGAAAAUAUAAAAAAACAAUAUAUUAAUAAAAAUGUAUCAUCAAAUGAUCUUUUAUGUGAUUUUUUUAAUUCUGGAAAUUCAAAAAUUCAAAAAUUGAGUAUAUAUUGUCAUUCAAUAGUUUCUAUUCUAUUAUUUCUGUCUUCUCAUCCAAUAUUAUGGGAGUGUAUAUCAUCUCACAUACCCCUAAUCACACAGAUGGCAUUUAUUCCAACAGACAUUAGAUGUUCCUUGUGGAUAAUUUUAAAAGAGUAUCAUUUCAGAAGCUUAUCUAAGAAAAAAAAAAAGAAAAAAAAAGGUACCAAUUAUUAUUUUAAUUCAAAGUUGGUAAAGGUUGAAAAGAUUAAAUGA